Molecule: messenger RNA, 375 nt
Organism: Metarhizium acridum CQMa 102
Lineage: Eukaryota; Fungi; Ascomycota; Sordariomycetes; Hypocreales; Clavicipitaceae
Gene: NdufA6
Product: ndufa6 NADH-ubiquinone oxidoreductase subunit
Biological process (GO): response to oxidative stress
Source: RefSeq, a predicted model, not a curated record
AUGGCUAUCACGCCGACCCAAUUCGCCAAAAAGACGGCGCAAUCGGCCAACUGGUCGGAUGCGAAGCGUCGAGUUCUCUCCUCCUACCGCGAAUGGAUCCGAGCUGCUCCCGAGAUCCAAACCAUGUAUAACAUGCCCUUGCCCGUCUCCGCGAUCCGGACGCGGGUCCGUCAGGAGUUCGAGCGAAACCGAUACGCGGCCAAGCUUCCUGUUGUCGAUGUGCUUUUGUUCAAGUCCCACGCCGAAUAUCAGGAGAUGAUGAACUUCUGGAAGCAGACCACUCACGUCAUGUCCUACUUCAAGGAGGAGAACUUUAGAGGAGACAAGAGGCUGCCAUCGAGCUUCAUGGAUGGAUUUUUGGAGGGCCGAAAUUAG